GUCCCGCCCCAUGGGGUUGUCCCCGAGGUAAGCUAUAAAGUGUUGCUCAAACAGGUUGUAGGUGAGAAGUGGAAUCGUACAGGUGGUGCCGGCACUUUUUCCACGCACGGAGCGCGUCCCCGUUUUCUCAAAGCAACAUUUGAAAGAAAAAAAAAAUUAAAAAAGAGGGAAGCAUGAAGCUGGAGAUUGUGUGCGGGAACCACCACAGCACGAACCUCGAUGAGACCGCCGCCACCGGGCCGACAGAACCCGGGGAGUGCGAGGAGCUGGGCUCGGACGGCGACUGCGCGGCGCACAGCCCACUCGCCGGCAAGUCCAAGCCGUACACCCGCAGACCCAAGCCGCCCUUCUCCUACAUCGCCCUCAUCGCCAUGGCCAUACGGGACUCGCCGUGCGGACGCCUGACUUUGGCCGAGAUCAACGAGUACCUCAUGAACAAGUUCCCGUUCUUCCGCGGCAGCUACACGGGCUGGCGGAACUCGGUGCGCCACAACCUGUCGCUCAACGACUGCUUCCACAAAGUGCUGCGGGACCCUUCGCGGCCGUGGGGGAAGGACAACUUCUGGAUGCUCAACCCGCACAGCGAGUACACCUUCGCCGACGGCGUUUUCAGGCGCAGGCGCAAGCGCCUCAGCAUUCGGCUCGGCAAGCGGCGGGGCGAGGAGGCGCAAGGGAGCCCCGAGGACGCGCAGCCGGUCGCCGCCGCCGCCGCCAAGUUCACAAGCUCCUUCACAAUAGACAGCAUCCUCAGCAAGCCCUUCACGCGGGACCCCGAUGGCGUCGGGCGCUACGCCGUCGUCAUGACGCCGCCGCCGCGUUUCGACUCGCUUUACAUCCACCCGAGCCGCCUCUUGGAGCUCACAGCUGCGCAUGCGCCCGACUGCGGCCUUCUCUUACAGACUUUGUGAGCGGCUCCGACGUGUUUUCCCCAAACAUCAUUCAAGUGACUUUGAACAAAAAAAAAAAAAAAAAAAACUGGGUACCAAAAUGACUUUUUAUUCAGUGUGGCCUGCUCGGUUGAACAUGUCAUUUUGGAAUUUGUUGUGUCAACGGCCGCAGACGGCCUUAAUUGUACCUUCUGCCAUCUAGUGGAAGAGCAUGGAAUUGUUCUGCCUGUCACGAUACGUUGCUGGCACCGAUAGAGGAACAAAGACACAUUGUUUGGUGUCAAUAUAUCAUAUUUGUGAGAAAAAAAAGUCAUUUUAAAACGUGAAACUUUAUAAUCCCGUGUGCCCCCCCUCCUCCCUUAUUUUUUAUUUUGUUUAUUGUGUCAUAGUUUCUCAUUGUUUUGAUUGUGCAUUUGUUGUUACCUUUUUAAACUUUUCAUGUCUCUUAAAUUAAAAAAAAAAAAAAACACAUCUGCGUGGACUGCAAGUGACUUAUUGGUAAGUCCCGGUUUCAGGGCAACUUCUGAUCGAUAUUUGGCUCUCGCACUAAUACAAGUAUGGUUCUGUUUGAUUUUAAGGAAAGCAAGUUUAUUUGUAUUUCAUAUUCCAUACACAAGAUCAAUGCACUUGAUGAAAAGCAUCCAAAUUAAGGCCCCAAUUGCACUUUAAAGAUCAUAACAUUGUAUGAUGUAGUAAUCUGUAUGUCAUCCAAAUGAAAAUGUUGAUAUUUCAGUUCUGUUCUUACACAGUUUGAACAGCUGUGGGUGAAACGGACCUUAAAUAAGACCGAUGUGUACACAGUGCGUCCACAGGAUAUUAAAAACAUAUCAUCAGGUUUAUUUUAGGAAUAGCCAAUGCCCCCAUUAAAGAAGGAAACAUGAAAUAUAAGCAAAAGAAAAUGUCUUUGGCGAUGUCAAACAUUAAACUAACC
This is a messenger RNA of Syngnathoides biaculeatus (alligator pipefish), 1818 nucleotides long. RefSeq names its product forkhead box Q1a (gene foxq1a). The transcript has a single exon. Gene Ontology annotation, molecular function: DNA-binding transcription factor activity, RNA polymerase II-specific; RNA polymerase II cis-regulatory region sequence-specific DNA binding. Lineage: Eukaryota; Metazoa; Chordata; Actinopteri; Syngnathiformes; Syngnathidae. Gene Ontology annotation, biological process: regulation of transcription by RNA polymerase II; cell differentiation; anatomical structure morphogenesis. The record is from RefSeq and is a predicted model, not a curated record. The coding region runs from base 174 to 908 and encodes 244 amino acids.